UUACGUCAUAGUCCACCUUUACAUUGCUUCUGCUGCUUCUUCUUCUCCCUUCUCUCUCUAUUCUCUAUGAACUAACUAUGUUUGAUAUUAACGAGUGAACUAUAUUUAUUCUUAUCUGCAACCAAAUUUAAAACACUUUAAUUCCAAAAAAUUCAAACUCAAUUUUCGCUUCUCUUUAUUUUUUACUAUUUUUAUUUUCAUCAUAGCCGCCUCUUAUUUCCUUCACAUCCUAACUAACCCUUUCAUUUUCACCAGAUUUUCUCUUUUGCUUGAUUUCUCAUCUCUUCAAAUUCUAACCUAGCUCUUUUCUUGUGAUUCUCUCUCUGAUUUUCUGUUCCAGGUUUUGGAAUUUCAACUUUCCUUUUUCAUCACUUCAUAAUUUUAGUUUCCUCAUCAAUUCAUGGUUGUUUCCUAAUUUGGUAAAUUGGUGACCUAUAUAUCUUUUGAUUAGUUGCUGCUUUUCAGAUAAGUUCUAUUUUCUUAGUGGAAUCAUAAGUCAUUAUGUAUUAGGCAUAAAUCUGCAAUUGGACUGUACGGUACUGUUUAGUUCAGAAUGGAUUAUACUGUUUUGUACUUGGUGAUAUUGUUGCAAUUGUUGCAAUUUUCAACAAUUUUUGGGUCUGAAGUUGUUUUACAGACUAAGGAUUGUGGUUAUAAUCGGGUGGUAGCGAAUUCGUAUUCGAGUCAUGGUGAGGAAUUGUUUUACAUAAAUGGGAAUGUUGUGAACAAAGAUGGUUUCUGUAAAGCUCUGAAAUUGUAUAGUGCGAACGGUUGUGAUGUGAAUGAAUACUUUGAGAGCAAUCACUGUGUUCUGGAUUUGGAUUUGGAUGUUUCUUUUGUGAAUUUGCCUUCAAAGGGAGGAAGGAAACUUUUGCAGAAAGAUUUGAACGAUAAUUCCACAACACAAGGAGAUUCUAAGCCUGUGUCAAGUUACCAAGUUGGGAUUUUUGCCGGUGGAGCUUUAUUGGCAUGUUGUGCUAUUGUUUGUCCUUGUUUCUAUGCUAAGAGAAGGAAGGCAACUGCUCAUACUGUUCUGGAAAAGGACUCAAAUUCAAGACAUGCUAUGAAUUCGGAAGAAAAGAAGGUGGAUUUAGCUUCUUCCUUUGAACCAUCUGUUUCUGAUAAGAUCCCAUCUAGUCCACUUCGGGUGCCACAAAGUCCAUCAAGAUUCUCAAUGUCUCCGAAACUCAGUAGACUUCAAUCAUUACAUCUCAACCUCAGUCAGGUUUCUAAAGCUACCCGUAAUUUUUCAGAAACAUUACAAAUAGGAGAAGGAGGUUUUGGAACUGUCUACAGGGCAAAUUUAGAUGAUGGCCUGGUCGUGGCUGUAAAACGCGCAAAAAGGGAACAUUUUGAGAGUUUGAGAACAGAAUUCAGCAGUGAAGUUGAACUUCUGGCCAAAAUUGAUCAUCGAAACCUGGUGAAACUACUUGGUUAUAUUGACAAAGGAAACGAACGUAUCCUUAUUACAGAGUUUGUGCCAAAUGGUACUCUUCGAGAACAUUUAGAUGGUUUGUUUGGAAAAAUCCUGGAUUUCAAUCAGCGUCUUGAAAUCGCAAUCGAUGUUGCUCAUGGAUUGACCUAUUUGCAUCUGUAUGCCGAAAAACAAAUUAUCCAUCGAGAUGUGAAAUCAUCCAACAUUCUUCUGACUGAAAGGAUGCGAGCUAAAGUCGCUGAUUUUGGAUUUGCAAAGCUUGGUCCUGUAAGCAAUGACCAUACACACAUUUCUACCAAAGUGAAGGGAACAGUUGGUUAUCUGGAUCCUGAGUAUAUGAAAACCUACCAUCUCACUCCCAAAAGUGAUGUUUACUCAUUUGGAAUUUUGCUUUUAGAAAUUCUGACUGGCCGCCGUCCUGUGGAAAUGAAAAAGACUCCUGAAGAGCGAGUUACAUUAAGAUGGGCCUUCAGGAAAUAUAAUGAAGGAAAUAUGGUGGAACUGCUUGAUCCUUUAAUGCAAGAAGCUGUAAAAACAGACAUUGUUAUGAAGAUGUUAGAUUUGGCAUUUAGCUGUGCAGCACCAGUAAGAUCAGAUAGACCUGACAUGAAAGCAGUUUGCGAACAAUUAUGGGCAAUAAGAGCAGAUUACCUCAAGAGCAGUAGUGAAACUGCAAGGAGAGAAUGAUCAGUAAAAUAUCACCAUAUGAUGAUAAUCUGAAGUUGAUGCUUUAUUUUA
Molecule: messenger RNA, 2173 nt
Organism: Vicia villosa (hairy vetch)
Lineage: Eukaryota; Viridiplantae; Streptophyta; Magnoliopsida; Fabales; Fabaceae
Product: calmodulin-binding receptor-like cytoplasmic kinase 3
Exons: 8
Coding region: 554-2122 (522 amino acids)
Biological process (GO): protein phosphorylation
Molecular function (GO): protein kinase activity; ATP binding
Source: RefSeq, a predicted model, not a curated record